GCGGGACCGCGAGCCGCGCUUGUAAACAGACCGCGGGGCUGGGAUGGUCGGCGGCCAGACGGGCUGUCACGGUGAGGCCGGCUUGCUGCGAAGCCGAGCCCCAGCCAGGAGUAGGCUGCAGGCCCCGCAGGAAAUUAAGGAUUGCAUGGCAUUGCUUUGGCAAGCACUUCCUGUUAUCUUUACAGAGAUCUCAAUGAAGAAUAAUCUCAAAGGAGCAUUUGCCUUCCCACACCUCUGCUAAUGGCCAUUAGCUACUAGCAAAUGCUCUUAAUGACUGAAAAUACAUCAACUAUCCUUGUGCUUGGCCUGCUCUAGGCAGUCGAAUGAAGGUUUCUUUCAGUUGUUUCCAGAACUUUAUUGCUGAAGCGCACCUCUCUUUGUUGGGUGAAUGAAUGUUCAUGAAGCCCUUUCCUGAACCAGCUGAGGAGCCUUAGGUCUCUUGGAGCCUGUGACAUGGAAGCUUUGGAAGUGGAUGAUAUCAGCCCAGCCUUGGAAGUUACUGAGGAUUUCUUUAGUACUUUUGAUACUAAGCUAGAAAAGGCUGUGCAGCAAGCUGAGGUUUAUGGGAUUCAGGAAGUCCCUGAAUUGGUGGGGCAUGAGGUCCUCACUAACAUAACAGACAAUGGUGCUAUCAGAAAUGUUGCCUCCCUGGGCAAGGGGGGCCUGAUUUGGGACCACUGUAAGAGCAGGCUAUUAGAAACCAAAGCUCAAAAUGUCUUCCCUGCCAAAGAACAGUUUAUGGUUCAGAAGGGGACAGCCCCAGAUAAUCUUUCCUGGAUGGAACAAAAGGAAGCAUCGACCUUUAAUUUUUUCAACAUCUGUCCACGUCGGAGGGAUAGGCCUCGCUCCGUCAAUGACUUAUUGGAUGAGACCUCUACUUUCAAGCCAGGGCAUGCUCGGUCAAGGUCAGAUAUUACCCAGGUGGACUGGAGGCUAGUCCUCCAAACCAUGCCUCUGCAGCAGCAACCGUGUCUUCGGGGCCCUCAUUUCACCAGGCCAGCUUUUCUGUCGUCCUCACCAAAUAAGGUCGAAGAUGCUCAAGGGAAUACUGAACACAAGCAGGCAUUCCCAAACCUUCUGAAGAAGGGGUACCUGGAGAUUAGGAAGGACCAUGACAGUUACUGGCAAAGCUGUUAUGCAGAACUCUCCCCCUACAACUUCUACUUCUACAGCCUUGACAGCAGUGGCAAUCAAGCCCUCUAUGCCACCUACCAGCUUUCACACUUCCAGAGCAUAUCUGUUUUGGGCAACCUCGAGGCCAGGCUGGUGGAUACCGUUCUGUAUGACAACACUCAGCUGCAGUUAAAGGCAGAGUCACCAUGGGAGGCUUUGGACUGGGGGCAGAAGCUUUGGGAAGUCGUGCACGCCACCGUGCCUGGUUAUGUGGGGCGGCAAGAUGAGCUGGCCAACUCACCAGGGCUUGGUCAUCACGUUGACUGUACACAGAAUCAUUGUUUACAGAAGAAAUCCAGUGAGCUGCUCGCACCAUCCCCUGUCUUGGAUAGUCCCAAACAAUACCAAAACAUCAUCAAGUCAGGGACGCUGUACAGGCUCACCGUCCAGAACAACUGGAAGGCAUUUACUUUUGUGCUUAGCAGGGCCUACCUUAUGGCUUUCCAGCCUGGCAAGCUAGAUGAGGAUCCCCUGCUAAGCUACAAUGUGGAUGUGUGUCUGGCUGUCCAGGUGGACAACCUGGACGACUGUGACUCUUGCUUUCAAGUCAUUUUCCCCCAAGAUGUCCUCCGCCUCCGUGCUGAGACCCGGCAGAGGGCCGAGGAGUGGAUGGAGGCUCUGAAAACAGCAGCCAAUGUGGCGAGGAGUUCAGAGCAAAACCUGCAAGUCACCCUGAGGAGCAAACCCAAGGAUCAGAUGGGUGGGCACGAACUCAGGAAGAACAAACGUCAGUCUGUGACCACCAGCUUCCUCAGCAUUCUCACAACUUUGUCUUUGGAGCGAGGACUCACUGCUCAGAGUUUCAAAUGUGCAGGAUGCCAGCGAUCCAUAGGCCUUUCCAGUGGGAAAGCCAAGGUGUGCAAUUACAGUGGGUGGUAUUACUGCAGCAGCUGCCAUGUGGACGACAGUUUUCUCAUCCCCGCACGCGUAGUCCACAACUGGGAUACUUCAAAAUACAAGGUAUCUAAGCAGGCCAAAGAGUUUCUGGAGUACGUGUACGAAGAGCCCCUGAUCGACAUCCAGCAGGAGAACCCCAUGCUGUACCGCCACGCCGAGCCCCUGGCCACCGUGGUGCGGCUGCGGCAGCGGCUGAAGUCUCUGCGAGCCUACCUGUUCAGCUGCCGGGCGGCUGUGGCCGAGGAUCUGCGCCGCAGAAUUUUCCCCAGAGAAUACCUCCUUCAACAGAUCCACCUAUAUUCCCUCGCUGAUCUGCAGCAGGUGAUAGAGGGGAAGCUGGCUCCAUUCUUGGGCAAGGUCAUUAAAUUUGCCACCUCACACGUGUACAGCUGCAGUCUUUGUAGCCAGAAGGGGUUCAUCUGUGAAAUCUGUAACAAUGGAGAGAUCCUCUACCCUUUUGAGGAUAUUUCAACAAGCAGAUGUGAAAGCUGUGGAGCCGUUUUCCAUUCUGAAUGCAAAGAGAAGUCCGUCCCCUGCCCGAGGUGUGUCCGCAGGGAGCUGCAGAAGAAGCAGAAAUCUUUCUGGCGGAGGCUGAACAUGGACGAGAGCCUGGAGGAGGCUUGCAACAUGUUCGAGCUGUCCUACCAGAACACCUGAGUCAGCAGGGGCCCGAGGCCAGGGAUUGACCCCGGGCUGAUGUAGCAGCCGGCAGCUUCCCAGCUAGCCCGUUCGAUCCCUUUGGAAGAAGAGGAUGUCUCAUCUUCAGCUAGACAAUAGAUGUAGAUUUACAUACAUAUCCACACCUCCCAAUAUGUCCUGUAUGUAUGUUCUGUGUAAAUCGCUGUCCAAAAGGUCCGGGAAGCCUCUGUGGCUCAAAAAACUACCAACAGAGGCUUCAAAAAAAAAAAAAAAAAAAAAACUACCAAUAGCUGAAUUACAUUUAGCCAUGAAUUUCAGCAGCUCGCUCCCAAGCAAAACGUGGUUUACACACAAUGCUUUAUAGGUCAGACUUGUUUUUUCCUUUUUUUUUUUUGGUUCUCAGGGGCCAUUUUAUUACACAGGACAGGACACAGGAGGAAGCAUUUCCUACAGAACCACAGAACUUCGGGUUAUUUUUGUGUUAUUUAUUUUUAGCAGAGGACGAAAUAGCUGAGGCAAGCACUCACCACCAUUUGUUUCAGAAUACCGGGACGACGCCUGGGUCGUUGCAGGGCCGCGCAUCCCUGACGCCGUCACCUCAGUCUCUGCCACACAGGUGGGGAUCACCUAAGCCAAGCCAAACGGCUCAGACAUGAGGCGUGCGCACUCCCUCUGACAUAAAGCAUGCACCCCCUAAUUUAUGAGGAGAGCUCCUUCUGGUUUUGAGGUUGAUCUCCGGUUUUUUGCUGAGAAAAAAGACCUCCGAGACCAAUGAGUGCAUGUGUGGGUCUGUUUGCUGGUACGAAUCCCAGAGCCCCCUAAUGAUGCAGUGCCCCACCAUAGUUGGUUGAAAACCUAGCUUUCUGAAGAGCAGUUUUCCCGGGCUUCACGGGUAAUAUUUAUGAUGUUGUAAUGGUGCCGGCCUGAGGACAUUUCCUGCAUUGUGGUUAAAUGCAUCGGUGUGAAGACUGGUGGAGAUAAUGCGUACAUGCUAUGAGAUGGUCCUCAGUUUCUUUUCACAGAAUCUUGUGUAGGCAUUUCCUACCUUAAUUAUUUUAAAUGCUUUAUUUCUCAUUGUUUUUCAUUGCACUUUCAUUUGGACCUUUAAUUUGUCAAUUUAACCGCUUCCACUUUCACAUUUUUAAAAUUGUUCACAAAAUCAAAGUAACAUGGGACUUCAAAACACCCAUGCUAGGCUAUUAAGAAAAUACCAAACUUACAAAUAUAAUGAAUUCAGUGUAAUAAUAUUGUUUAAUUAAAUAUAUAGACACACAUAUAAUUGCCACCUUAAAGUGAAACAGAACGUGCUAAAAUCAUAUCAUAGGAAUAGGAACUAUAACGAAUUGCUUCGCCACUUGGCCGAGUAGGGGGCCCCCACAGCAGUGGCUGUGGCCAAAACGUCAGGUAGAACAGCGCUGGAGAUCAUGGCUCCGGUGCUCCCACCGGAACUCUUCCCAGAACAGAAAGAUACACUGAUAUUGAAACAGUUUUCAGCAGACUGCCUGAGAAGACUGUGUAUGUUUCCACUGAGCAGAUGCCCCCAUGCCUUCCUGGUUUGGUAGUUUCACUACUGUUAGGAUCUAGAGCAUCAGUGGCUCACAAAGUACAGGAUACAUUUAACCCCAUUGCCACUUUCCCCCCGACACCUUGCUCCCUCCAGAUCCUAACUCUUGAUACCUCCAUCCAUUUAGAGGCGAGACAUUUCAGACAGACUUGUGCAGACCGCCAGUUCCUUGGGCCCCGGAUCCCACGCUUCAUUUACUUUCCCGUUCUACAGCAGCUGUGACCAAGGGCAUAAAAACUUGCUAAAAGGCCAAGGCCCCCUUCAUGAGGAAACCUUAUGGAGCUUUUUAUUCUUGGAAAAACAGGUUGACUUUUCCCCCACCCCAGUUAUAGUGUUGCACACAGAAGAUAAAGGGUGGAAAAUCUCAAACAAGCACUUGGCACACAGGCAAACAAGUCUGAUCCUCUCCUCCUUUUUCCUCCCCUUCGUGAAACACAGUAUUUAUAUUUUCCAGCCUCAGAGAAGAUAGCAGAACAUGAUCUUUCACAAGAGAAUUAUAGACCUGCUUAUUAUAAAACAGAUGUGCUCCGAUGGCAAAGUGCCUUUUCCCUCCGCCCCCAGCUCCCUGUCACCGUAUCUCACUUCUGCCUUUGCCGUAAUUACUGUACCCGUGAUCCCGACUGUCCGCGAGGCCGUCCCCAGCACACUGCGCUCGGAGCCCUGAGGUGCAGCCCCCCUCCUCCCCGUCCAGCACGCUUGCUCUACCUACAGAACUACCUGCCCCACCUCACAGGCACCUAGCGUCUGGUCUGCCGAGGCCGUGAGAUUCUGGAUCCCUGUUCUAAAGGCCUUUGUCUUCACAGGUGCCCACAUAGAGGGUCCUGCUAAAUAUGGGCCUCCCCUGGGAACUCCUAAGGAGAACCUUCUAUCCACAUCGCUUUCUGCGUAUUUUCAAUAGAGGGGAAAAAUAUAUAUAUAUAUACACACAUACAUAUAUAUAGGAGAGGUACUAUCGCCAUCAGCUACCCAUAAGUAGGACUACAUCCCAGCCACUUCUGUUUUCUCUCCUUUUUGUAUGCCCCCAACAGCCCGGCCAGUGCCGCCUGCCAGCCUGCACAGCCACCACCACCCAAAUCUGAUAGGACAGCGUGGAGCCAGCUUCGGAAUCGGGUCUGUCCUGAAAAAUUCAAAAUUGCUGUUUUCCAGCCCAGAACGCCUUAGAGCACAUGAACGCCCUUACUGUUUUCCACCCAAACAAAUGACUUGGUGCACUGUUAGGUAAUUGUUCCACUGCUUAGAAACUGUCGAAACAAAAGCAAAUCCGUGGAUUACCACCUCCCUAAGACCAAGCUAAUACCUGCUUUCCCUCACAUUCCCUCUCUCAUCCCAUCUGAAAUAGCUCACACAUAAAACACACGAGAAAAUAGCCAAUUAAUCUCCUAGAGCUGGCGGCUGACUCAGGGGAACCUCUUUUCACUUGAAAGGCCCAUUCCCUGGUGGAUCACUGGAGGAAAUCCCUCCUAACGGUGCCAGAAACUCAUGUGUGAGACCGUCCAACCCUGGUAAAAUGUUGGCACCUAACCCUGCAGGAGAGAAGCCAGUUCCCAAAAUAGACCUCACUUGUACCACUGAGGCCACAAAGUACUUUAAAAGCAGUCAACUGGAAUCGCAUCGUGUUCUUUCCAGGGCUGAUUUUCCCCAAAGUUGAAAGCCUCUUUAUGUGAAAACCACGUCAACGCCCGUCAUCCCCCUUUGCUUCCCUGCCUUUCAGGGGACCGUAUUACCCUUCCUUUCCUAUCCGUAGGACUAAAGAGUGAUACUCUUCGGAGCUUGCACACUUGAUUCGCUGAGGGGGUAAUCGUUUUUGGAUUCUACUAGACUAGGCCUCCACCAAAAAGGGAAUCUCAGUGGUGUUGGGAAUUUGUGGUUUCCAACUAACUCAGUGGGAUCUCAGACUCCUGCAAAGGGACUGUGCCAUGACUUCCUUCCGGGGCAGCGAGCACCCUGGCGUUGACCUCACUCCGGCAGCCAAAGGCAGCCUUUGCGAAGCUAGAGAGAGUCCACCUUGAUGAGGUCUGGCCUCUGGUGUGGUCACUGCGGGUGUACACCCUGGACAUUGACGCUGGACGGUUUCUCCCUGUGCCUCCUUGGAAAGGCUUGGCUUCCAACCCUGGGGGUUUGUUCUCUACCUAUUGGCCCAAAGAGGCCAUGUGGGAAUUACAGAAUCGGGCUAUGACCGGACGCCACACUGAACACUUCCUGCAAAGAGAGGCAUUAUCGGAGGAAGCCAAGAUACGGUUGCUCCUAAUUUAGGGUGAAGCCAGUACUGCUGUUCCUGAGUUUGGGCAGAAGUGUUCAUCCCCACCGCUCUGCCGCGCUCUACGGAAAUAACUGCAUUAGGAAGUCAUUCUUCAACUCUUGACUCUAAGACUGCUGAGAGUCAAUACAGAGGUUAUUUUAUUUUUUUACUUUUCCCAGUAAAGAGCGAUGCAUACAACUUCCCCCUUAUUUCUUGAAUUUUCUGUCUCCAUACUUUCCUUACUCUACGAUAAUGUCAGAAAGUAGAGAAUUUGGGGCGAAACACAAAUGAACACUCUUUCCUAGGCAUGAACUGAGUCAGUAGAGGUACCAUUUUCCUUCCGUUGGUACUUGCUAUCAGCUGGGCGUUAGCAUGCUGUGUACCUCGGACCAUUCUUCUAACCCCGCGUCUAGUAGAACUCACUGCUCGAGGUAGAGCCCGGUGAUGGGUGAAUAAGCCCCGCGCAGUUCAUUUAAGCAGACGAGUGUUGGUUUCUAUCAUGGGGCACAGUUAAGUCCUAGCACCCAGCAAUUCCCAAUGGUAGACAAUUCUAAUUUCAUUGUAUUCAGACCCUCUGACUUGAAGGGUUUUCUUUGGUGUGUCUUAGGGGGUGCACGCCAAGGUCAAAUCUAAGUCACUGUUAAACUCUAGGUAAAAGAAGUGUGGAAUGCCCUCCUCAGCACAACCAUGGUUGUCAGGGGUUUUAUUUAAAACGGGUUCCCGGUGAUCGUGUUACGGGGCACUCUCAUCAAGUGGCCUCCGAAGUGACAGAAGGCAUUUUUCAACUCAAGGAAAGGGGACAACUGCUAUUUCGCUUUGGCUCCUCCCUAUGGAAAGAGAAGCCACCUUGUUAGAAAGGGGUGGAACGAAGCCACGGUCGUUGCCCAGGGUAGAAGAUUCAAGCGCCUACAGCAAUUCUAAGCGCGGUGAAGACUCCCUUCUCUUGGCCAUAGCGCUGUAGACCAGCCUCUUCCCCCUCCCCUUGAUCUCAUCGCCCUCCUCCUGAGCCGGGGUCAGGCCUCCUGGCCAGAAAGCCGGCCACAGACCCGGCAGAUGGUGGGAGCCUGCACUCCUCCUCCAUGCUGGGCUUCCGCCCUGUCUUUCCCCGUAGGAGUGCCUUACAGUACUGCCUCGUGCUUCUAGUCUCCUCCGUGGACCCACUUGAAGCCUGCAGGGCCCUUUGCCUCAAUACAGAUCACUUUGCUUCUUCCCUGCUGGCCACUCUUCAUACAGAUGCGCUCGGAACCUGCACAUUCCACAAGCAUGGCAGACCUUUCACCUUUGUUUAACCUGGUGCCUUAACCUCACGAGGGAAGGAUUUCUUUGGGGAACACACUGCUAAAGUAGAAUGGUAGACACGUGGGCUUCUUAGCUCUGUGGACACUUAUACCAGGAAAUACAAAAGACACAACCACAUAAUGUUUUAACUUUGUUUUAUGCUGUUUUGUUUUUUUUUUUUUUAAUUACUCUUUUUAUUUGCUUGCUUGCUUUCUUUAACCAAACUCAGGGGAAUGUAUGUCAUGAUGUCACCAAGGCCAAUGAGUAGAGGAAUUAAACCAGUUCUCCGUAAAGUCGGUGAACUUAGCCUUUCUUCGGGUCAAAAAAUUACACAAACACAGAAUUUUCUUUUCUUUUACUGUAUAAAGUUUUUCUUUUUUACUUCGCCCCCUGUUUUCCAAGUAGGAGGUGGGAAGCCUCUGGGACACAUUGUGAUAAAAAUGUUUCUGGGUGGCGUGGGCAGUCCACCAAGCUAUUAAAUUUGGCUUUUGCUGCUGGAGGCCUAGGUUCUGAUUUCGGUCACCUACCACAAUCUUAUUUUGAAUAGCCAGAAGCCUACCAUACAAGAUUGGGGGUGGGGGGUGGGGAACCUGUCUUCAAAGAAUAGUAAAAGGAGGGAAAACGUUUAGUUUGCAAAUGAAGAGCACUGAACCUGGUGCAGAAGAGUUCUGCUCCACUUGUUCCUCAGCUCCUGGGUCAGAUCCGUGUCGUUUUCCCUUAGUUCUGCUCGUGCAGUACAGAAUUAGCUACAAUUCUAGGUUUGGGCUAUUAUAUCACUCUGUGUUGAGCUAUUUGAAAUGUGCGAAUAUACACACACACACAUAUAUAUGUUGUUUCUGUUUUCUGGAAUGUAUUGCCUUUUGUUUUGGCAUAACUUAUACAUGUUUUUGUUUAUAUCAUUUUUAAAUAUCAGUAACUGUAAUAAUAUAAGAUGAAGUUGUGUUGUUGACAAAAGCCCGAGUUUUUAUGGUCAUCUGUCAUAUAAUUUAAGUGCACCAGUUCCUAAUGUAUAAAGUUAUCUCUCUCUCAAUAAACAAU
Messenger RNA from Zalophus californianus (California sea lion), 8828 nucleotides. It is a transcript of the gene PLEKHM3, whose product is annotated as pleckstrin homology domain containing M3. Lineage: Eukaryota; Metazoa; Chordata; Mammalia; Carnivora; Otariidae. The transcript has 8 exons. The record is from RefSeq and is a predicted model, not a curated record. The coding region runs from base 454 to 2727 and encodes 757 amino acids.